AUGGAAACUAUCCCAGAGUCUCCCACCAAAGACGAUGCCGCCGUCCAAGCUACCAACGGCAUCGAGGCCGCCAACAUAACCACCUCCAAAAUCACAUUCCCCCUGAAAAAUGCCUUCUCCAAACCCAAGCAGCCCACCUUCAGCACCACCGGUUUCAAAUCGCGAUUCAAAGCCCUCCUCACCACCAUAGACACCCUGAUAUCCAUGAUCCAUGCCUUCUUACACAAACAUCACGCGGAUCUCCUCUCAGCGUACCUCAAAGCCCUCAUCGAAAACUUAGUAUACUUCUUCUCCAUCCACCCCCACCUCACAACCCUCGUCACAUGCCUGCUCCUCUGCACAUGCCUGCCGGUACUCAUCUUCCUCGUCUUCGCGCUGUCGACGAUGCUCUUCUUCGCCUUCCUGGCACUGCUGGGUGCCACGGCGCUGAGUAUGCUGGUCAUCACUGGUGCGCUGGUAAUGCUUUGCCCCGUGUUGUUUGUGGGGAUUGUGGUGGCGGGGAUGAUCUGGUCCGGGUGUUGGAUGGUGUGGUAUGCGGUGCUAUGCGCGGCGCUGCUCUUCAAGUGGCUUCGCGAGAGUAGCUUGGAGACAAACGACAAUGGCCGCGAGAAUCGGGUCGGGCUGGCUAAGUGA
Histoplasma capsulatum G186AR is the source of this 633-nucleotide messenger RNA. RefSeq lists its product as uncharacterized. Bases 1 to 633 code for a protein of 210 amino acids. The transcript has a single exon. The record is from RefSeq and is a predicted model, not a curated record. Lineage: Eukaryota; Fungi; Ascomycota; Eurotiomycetes; Onygenales; Ajellomycetaceae.